AAGCAAUUCAAAUCCUCCCAAAAAACAAAACGGAGCCAAAAGAAAAUAAAAUAAAAUCCUAUCCCAACAUAAUUUCCAGUUUUUAUUUUUCAACUCAAUAAUCAUCAUUAAUUAUUAAAAAAAUAUUAUAAAUAUUCUGUGUGUUUCUUUUAGUUGGUUUCUAACUCAUAAAACUCCCACAAACCUCACCAGCUUCCAACCUAACACACUUAAUUGUCUAAAAAAUAAAGAAAUCUUUUCUUUGCUGACAAAAAAUUCUUUCAUUCUUGCUUCACUUCUGUUCAUAGCUCUCAUAUCCCUCCCCCUCUUUUCAUCAAAAUUCAUGAAUUCUAUUUGAUUCAUUCAUUCUUUUCUUCAUCUCGAACUGUAUAUUCUCAUCAUUGUUUCUCUGUUCAUAGAGAGGGUCUUGAAGAAAGGUUGAUGAUUCUUCUGUACAGUCACUGAUUCUUGAUCUUUAAGCUUUCAGGUUCUUGCUUUUCUCUGGUAAUUAAUUCGAGAUUAGUUGACACCGUUUCAUACUUUAUUCUAUACUCAAAUUUUGAAAACUGGGGUUCAGAUUAACCAUGGUGGCAAGAUCAUACACCAAUUUGUUGGACUUAGCGUCAGGGAAUAUUUUAAACACCCCUCAAACUCCAAGAGCACUUCCGCGAGUUAUGACUGUUCCCGGAGUUAUCUCUGACGUAGAAAGCAAGCAAAGCAGUGAGGAUUCUUUCCAGUCGGAACAGCGUCAGAAGAUAAUUAUUGUAUCAAGUUUUCUUCCUCUUGAUGCUAAGAAGGAUAAGUCUUCUGGAAAAUGGAGUUUCAGUUAUGACAAGGACUCAAUUUUUUGGCAGUUAAAAGAUGGUCUCCCUCCUGAAGUUGAUGUUGUUUAUGUGGGAUCUCUGACGGUUGAUGUUGAUGCUAGUGAGCAAGAGCAAGUUUCUAAUCAGUUGCUGGAGGAAUUCAAGUGUGUGCCUACUUUUCUUCCUUCCGAAAUCGAGGAUCAGUUCUAUAAUGGAUUCUGCAAGCAACAUUUAUGGCCUCUAUUCCAUUACAUGCUGCCAAUGUAUCCAGGUUAUAGCAAUCGCUUCGAUAGGACACUGUGGCAGGCUUAUGUUUCUGCCAAUAAGAUAUUUGCAAAUAAAGUCACAGAGGUAAUUAACCCGGACAUAGAUUAUGUUUGGGUUCAUGAUUACCAAUUAAUGGUUCUUCCAACAUUCCUGCGAAAGCGUUACAGCAGGAUCAAGCUUGGUUUCUUCUUGCAUAGUCCCUUUCCUACAUCCGAGAUAUAUCGAACUCUGCCGGUCAGAGGUGAAAUUUUGAAAGCUCUGCUAAAUGCAGAUUUAAUUGGUUUUCACACAUUUGAUUAUGCUCGCCAUUUUCUCUCCUGCUGCAGUCGAAUGCUUGGCUUGGAAUACGAGUCCAAGAGGGGCUACAUUGGGCUCGAGUACUUGGGCCGAACAAUAUACGUCAAAAUAUUACCUGCUGGGAUUCAUAUGGGAAGACUUCAAUCUGUCUUAGACCAUACUUCUUCUACUACCAAAGCAAGAGAAAUCUAUGAACAAUUCAAGGGGAAACAACUUAUUGUUGGUGUUGAUGAUAUGGACAUAUUUAAAGGUAUAAGUUUAAAGCUCUUGGCCCUUGAACAACUCCUGGAGGAAUAUCCGACACUUCGUGGCAAAUUGGUCAUGGUCCAAAUCUUGAAUCCACUGAGGGGUUCUAGCAAGGAUAUUGAGGAUGCAAAGGAGGAGGCAUACAUCACUGCUAACAGGAUAAAUCAAACUUUUGGUUUUCAAGGUUAUGAACCUGUCAUCAUCAUCGAUCGCCAUGUUCCUUUCUAUGAGAAGGCAGCCUAUUAUGCUAUGGCAGAAUGUUGCAUUGUGAAUGCGUUGCGCGACGGAAUGAACUUGGUUCCGUACAAGUACAUUGUCUGCAGGCAGGGAAGUCCUAAAAUGGAUGAAGCUUUAGAAAUCGACCAUGAUUCUGAGAGGACGAGUGCACUUGUUGUUUCUGAGUUUAUAGGUUGCUCCCCAUCUCUCAGUGGAGCAAUCAGGGUGAAUCCAUGGGACAUUAGUGCUGUAGCUGAUGCUCUAUAUUCGGCUGUUACAAUGUCUAAUGCAGAGAAAAUUUUGCGGCAUGAGAAGCACUAUAGAUAUGUUAGUUCUCAUGAUGUGGCUUACUGGGCUAAAAGUUUUGAACAAGAUCUUGUGAUGUCAUGCAAGGAUCACCGUAGUAAGAACCAUUGGGGCCUCGGCUUCGGCCUGAAUUAUCGAGUCUUGUCCCUCUCUCCCAAUUUCAGGAAGCUUUCGGAUGGCCACAUUGUCUCUGCAUAUAAACGUACAAGUCACAGGGCAAUCUUUUUGGAUUAUGAUGGCACAGUUGUACCUCAAUCUUCCAUUGAUAAAUCACCCAGCCCUCAGGUUAUAUCGGUGCUGAAUGAUCUUUGCAGUGAUCCUAAGAAUACAGUGUUUAUUGUCAGUGGCCGCGGGAAAUCCUCAUUGGGUGAUUGGUUUGAUCAAUGCAAGAAUCUUGGUAUCGCAGCUGAACAUGGCUAUUUUAUCAGGUGGGGUAACAAGUCAAGCUGGGAAAUGAGCCACAUAAGCACAGAUUUUGCUUGGAAAAAGAUUGCUGAACCUGUGAUGAGGUCGUAUACCGAAGCCACUGAUGGCUCGUAUAUAGAGACCAAAGAGAGUGCCUUGGUGUGGCAUUACUAUGAUGCCGACCCGAAUUUUGGAUCUUGGCAAGCCAUGGAGCUUUUGGAUCACCUGGAGAGUGUUCUUGCAAAUGAGCCUGUGGUUGUUAAGAAGGGACAGCAUAUUGUUGAAGUCAUGCAUCAGGGAAUUACAAAAGGGCUAGUUGCACAAGACGUGCUGUCUAAGCUAGCCAGUGCUGGAAAAUCCCCAGAUUUUGUGCUGUGCAUUGGGGAUGACAGAUCCGACGAGAACAUGUUUGAGGCCAUAUUAACCAAAUCUUAUAAUGCAAACACCUCUGCAGCACCAGAAAUCUUUGCAUGUACCGUCGGGCAGAAACCAAGCAAGGCGAGGUACUACCUAGAUGAUACGGCCGAGGUGACGAUGCUACUUGAAGCUCUUAGUACUGCUUCAGAGCCUCUAACAGCAUUUUCUGCAGAAGCUCCUCCUCAAAAUGAAAAAUCUUGCUUUGAGAAUAUUGGUCACGUGCCUGAUUUAGUGUGACUAUAUUUUUCGUUUUUCGUUUUCUUGCAAGAAAUUAGUCUUGAUUAUAGAGGAUACUGCAGCUUUAGGUUCUAGAUAGUGAUAAUUAGGGGAAUUACAGUGAUUGGUUUUGAUUAGUAGGUAGUAACAAAAUCUAGGCAUUCUAGCUUCGGUAUGAACUAGAAAGGUUUAUAAAGGAUGAACACCAUUAAUAAAUCUCGAGUCAUGAAUUAUUUACCCUAUUUUUUUCACCGAGUAAAGUGUAAAUUGUGGAGAUUUCCAUGCUGCAUUGUGUAUAUUUUGUUUAGUGCUUAUAGCACAAUGGGAGUGCCGGAGAUGAUGCUUGAACUGUCUUUAUUAAACUUAAACACAUUAUAGCCGAAAGUCAGACACACAGUUGUCUAGGUGCCCUGGUU
This is a messenger RNA of Arachis ipaensis, 3568 nucleotides long. The record is from RefSeq and is a predicted model, not a curated record. NCBI's taxonomy places the organism in Eukaryota, Viridiplantae, Streptophyta, Magnoliopsida, Fabales, Fabaceae.